UGGGUGGUCAUUGCUGACCUACAGGAGGAGCCACUCACCACAGUCAACAACAAAGGAUGACAGUCUUUCUUUUCAAUAUUUAUUUAUAUCCAAUAUUUAUUGUCAUUGCUGAUUAUGGAGGGAUCUCUUCUGUGUUCUAAUGCUGCAAUAUUUUGGGUCUUUCAGUGUCUGAAAAUAUAUAUUUGCAUUAUGACAUCAUUAACAUUUUUAUAACUUUCUACUUCUUUCUUUCUUUGUGCUGGUUUCUAGAGCCACUCAUAAAUCUCUCAGCAACUGCAUCGUGUCCAGGGCUGGAGACUGGCCACUCCUGGCAUUGUGAUUAGAAUCAUUUAACACCCAGGAUAGUGACUAAUGUCUGGCAACGAAGGCUCUACUAGCUGUCCUGUGUCCUGGGACCCUGGGCACAGGCACACUAGAGGUGCCUUAUCAUUGUGUAUCAGUACCAUGAGAAAAAGUUAAGGACCAGGUGGAUCCAUGUGGGCACCAUUGGGAAAUGAGAGCCCUGUCCCCGUGACCAAUGCCAGUACAACCUGUUAGCCUAAAAUCAGUUUAAAACAAAGGUACUCACCUUUGUCUUAUCUUCAUACUCUAGGCUUUUAAUAAUAUUUUUUUUCACAUGUUUACAGAAAGCAGUCAACUGAGCUAUUCGUGGAAAGGUUUGUGGGUUUGGUUAACGAGGUGGAGGAGUAUUACAUUUCAGCUGGAAACACAUCCCUAGAAUGCCAAAACAUUUAUUCCAAAGUCUGGUUUCCUGGUGCAAUCGGAGGCAUGGCAAUAGUGUGUCUGUUCAGAGACUAGGGGCUGGGGCCAGCAAGGCAUUUGAUCCACAUGUAUCCCAGAAGGCUUUUAUUGUUAAAUUAUAUUCUUCAGGAAAAACCACUCAUGUCACAUUUUGUAAACUUGAUAUCCAUACACUUUUGACUGGCAUUCUAUUUAGCCGUUAAGACUAUGAUUUACAGCAAGCCUGUUUUUCCUCUUGCUUAGGAUGGCAGCAGAAAGCAUGGGGCACUCUGUAGGCUCCAAAGCAAGGAGCACAGGGGCUGGAGUUUGCUUUCCCCAGUAGUGCUCUCUCUGGCUGUGCCACACUGCUCUCCACGAGCAGACAGCAGAGUAUCCCCCACUCCCUACUGCCAUUCAUCCAGCGCUGUGCAGCAGCCCAGCUGCCGUGUCUGCCGGGAGGGGCUGCCAAGUGCCCUGCCUACUGGCUGCUUCCCGAAUCCCUGCCAUUCCACACACAAACACAUCCACACACGCUCUCUGCCUCUCUCACACACAAGGCAUUCGCACAUGCGAGUACAUUCCUUCCUUCCUUCUCACUACCUCGGCCCUCAACUUCUACAAGCCCAUGGAACAUUUCUGGAAAGACGCUCUUGAUCCAGCAGGGUGGCCCGUCGGCUGCUGAGCCCUCUGCCGCGCGGGGAGACGGUGUGCGCCUUGCCCGCGGCCGCUGACCAUGACUAUGACCCUCCACUCCAAAGCGUCCGGAAUGGCCAUGCUGCACCAGAUCCAAGGGAACGAGCUGGAGCCCCUGAACCGCCCGCAGCUCAAGAUCCCCCUGGAGCGGCCCCUGGGCGAGGUGUACGUGGACAGCAGCAAGCCCGCCGUGUACAACUACCCCGAGGGCGCCGCGUACGAGUUCAACGCCGCGGCCGCCGCCUCCGCGCCAGUCUAUGGCCAGUCCGGCCUCGCUUACGGCCCCGGGUCCGAGGCUCCUCCGUUCGGCGCCAACGGCCUGGGGGCUUUCCCCCCGCUCAGCGGCGUGUCUCCGAGCCCGCUGGUGCUGCUGCAAACGCCGCCGCAGCUCUCGCCGUUCCUGCAGCCCCACGGCCAGCAGGUGCCCUACUACCUGGAGAACGAGCCGAGCGGCUACGCCGUGCGGGAGGCCGGCCCUCCAGCGUUCUUCAGGCCAAAUUCAGAUAAUCGACGCCAGGGUGGCAGAGAGAGAUUGGCCAGUGCCAAUGACAAGGGAAGCAUGGCCAUGGAGUCUGCCAAGGAGACUCGCUACUGCGCAGUGUGCAAUGACUAUGCCUCAGGCUACCAUUAUGGAGUCUGGUCCUGUGAGGGCUGUAAGGCCUUCUUCAAGAGAAGUAUUCAAGGACAUAAUGACUACAUGUGUCCAGCUACCAACCAGUGCACCAUUGAUAAAAACAGGCGGAAGAGCUGCCAGGCCUGCCGGCUUCGCAAAUGCUACGAAGUGGGGAUGAUGAAAGGGAUACGGAAAGACCGAAGAGGAGGGAGAAUGUUGAAACACAAACGCCAGAGAGAUGAUGGGGAAGGCAGGAAUGAAGCAGGGCCCUCUGGAGACAUGAGAGCUGCCAGCCUUUGGCCAAGCCCUCUCUUGAUUAAGCAUACGAAGAAGAACAGCCCGGCCUUGUCCCUGACAGCUGAUCAGAUGGUUAGUGCCUUGUUGGAGGCUGAGCCCCCCAUAGUCUAUUCUGACUACGAUCCUACAAGACCCUUCAGUGAGGCCUCGAUGAUGGGCUUGCUGACGAACCUGGCAGACAGGGAGCUGGUUCACAUGAUCAACUGGGCAAAGAGGGUGCCAGGCUUUGUGGAUUUGACCCUCCACGAUCAGGUCCACCUUCUGGAAUGUGCGUGGCUAGAGAUCCUGAUGAUUGGUCUUGUCUGGCGCUCCAUGGAGCACCCAGGGAAGCUCCUGUUUGCUCCUAACUUGCUCUUGGACAGGAACCAGGGGAAAUGUGUAGAGGGCAUGGUGGAGAUCUUUGACAUGUUGCUGGCUACAACGUCUCGGUUCCGUAUGAUGAAUCUGCAGGGAGAGGAGUUUGUGUGCCUCAAAUCUAUCAUUUUGCUUAAUUCUGGAGUGUACACAUUUCUGUCCAGCACCCUGAAGUCUCUGGAAGAGAAGGACCAUAUCCACAGGGUCUUGGACAAGAUCACAGACACCUUAAUCCACCUGAUGGCCAAAGCAGGCCUGACCCUGCAGCAGCAGCACCGGCGCCUGGCCCAGCUCCUCCUCAUCCUCUCGAACUUCAGGCACAUGAGUAACAAGGGCAUGGAGCAUCUGUACAACAUGAAGUGCAAGAACGUGGUGCCCCUCUACGACCUGCUGCUGGAGAUGCUGGAUGCCCAUCGCCUGCACGCGCCCACCGGCCGCCCUGGGGGGGCGCCCGUGGAGGAGGCAAACCAGGGCCAGCUGGCAGCCCUGGGCUCCACUUCAUCGCAUUCCUUGCAAAAGUAUUACGCCACCACCACCACCGGGGAGGCAGAGAGUUUCCCCACCACAGCCUGAGAGCUCCCGGGCU
This is a messenger RNA of Propithecus coquereli (Coquerel's sifaka), 3263 nucleotides long. It is a transcript of the gene ESR1, whose product is annotated as estrogen receptor 1. The record is from RefSeq and is a predicted model, not a curated record. Gene Ontology annotation, cellular component: nucleus. Bases 1454 to 3250 code for a protein of 598 amino acids. Gene Ontology annotation, biological process: regulation of DNA-templated transcription; steroid hormone receptor signaling pathway. NCBI's taxonomy places the organism in Eukaryota, Metazoa, Chordata, Mammalia, Primates, Indriidae. The transcript has 9 exons. Gene Ontology annotation, molecular function: sequence-specific DNA binding; zinc ion binding; DNA-binding transcription factor activity.